GGAACGCUGCUUGGCGUCCGACAACCCUGUACAUCCAGUGGAUUCAUUUGGCAGGCAGCCAACAAUGGCCCAGCUUUGCGGUGCCAGACCGUCGCUCUGAGAAGUCGGCUCCCACCUUCUUCCCUCGAUCCAACGCACCCAUGUCGAGAUAAGCCGACAGCUGUUGCGGUCCUCUGAUCUUCCCGCCUUGCGUUGCGUUGCAUUGCAUUGCAGCGUAUACAGCUUCACCAAGAUUAGAGCAGCAUCGCAUCGCGUACCUCGCCUCCCUCAUCUCUCGCUACCUCUUGCGGCCCGGUCCUCAUGCAACCUCCACUCUCGCCAAUACAGACCAGCAAGAACCACGGUCGCGACGUGACAAACCCUGCUCCAUCUUCAGCUCCAGUCUUACCUACAUCGCCACCGGGAAAUGCCAACCUCGCUGUCUCGGCCGCCUUGCAGGGCGCAACCCUCGCGUUUAACAAGCAAAAGAAGGUGGUAGAGGGGAACAACGACGGAGGCAGCCCGUCUCCACCUAUAAUAUCGAAUCAAACGAUCAGUACCCAUGACAACAGCUCAAGCUCGGACUCGGGUUUAACGGUUGGGCCAGCAAGCCCGGUACCAAGGAACGGACUGCGGAGGGAUAACGGUGCGCUGCUGGCUGCCACACAGGCCGCGAGGGAGCAUGCUGUAUCAAGGCCAAGGGCCGCCGUGGAGCCGGCGAAUGCAAGCGUGAGUCGGCAGUCGACCGGUCCGAGCGGGGCUGGGAACGGGAGUCUACAUGGGCCAGGGACAUCGUCACGGCCAGCAUCUGGAGGCGGACAAUCGCACAACAAUCUCGUUGCGCACAGGCUUUCCGAGUUGCAUGCCAGCAGGAAUGGAAACACGCUGCUCUCCCGUCCAGUUGGGAGAUCAGCCGUGGACAGCACCAGGCAGGGGACGACCUCGCCGUCGCUUAUUGCUGCGACGCUGGCUGCCAGCAGGCCCAUCUCACCCGUCAGGGGACUGAGUCCAGAACCAAACCAGGGUGGUGGGAAGGUCACUCACAGGAAGGGGCCGAGCGUGGGCGCUGCCAAUAUCAUGCCAGGCUCGGCCGGACUCGGCACGAAUCGCGGGAAAAGGAUGGACGAAACGGAGGCCCCAGAUACCGCGUCCAUCCCACCCACCACCUCGCUUGUAUCGCUCUUCGAGAAGAAGCGAGAGAAGGACACUGUGGACCCUGUUAAGAGAAGGGUACAACCGCCCGAACUACGAGACCCGGGUGCGGAUAGACAGGCGGGGAUGGAUAAGGCACAGCAACCGCAGAUGGUCAAGCCGAAACCCAAGCCAACACCGAAGCCGAAGCCCAGAUCGACUACGGAGAUUGGAACGCUGGGACAAUCCGAAAAGCGAGAUGAGUUACCGCACAGCAUGAACCCGCUUGAGUAUGCGCGGGGCAAUGACAGCGGUGACGACCAAGACCAUCUGUUAAUAGCGGAUUCAUCUCCCCAAACCCACGGCGAGAGCCAGAGACCAGUUGAGCAACCGAAGCCUCAGGCGAACAAGCGUCCUCCAACACCUUUAUCGUCGGUUUUUGCCCGAGUUUCCUCAAACCACAUCUCCACACAACCAAAGAAGCUCACCCAGACACCGCCCCUAGAGCCUCCAAUUCCGCCAGUGAGGAGAUCAAGCACCAACAAGAUGGUGGAACCGACUGCCCAAGCCACGCAUGUCGAGUCAAAGUCGCCAGAAAUCGAUGCUUUUCACAUGCUUGAACAAGAGGCAGCACCGCCACGCAGAUCAUCGUACAGCUCGGCAUCAUCCAACGACACAUUUGUAUCGGCCUCGUCGAUGCAAUCGCGAUCUAUAUCGGUGGCCAAGGGACCAAACAGACCCCUAGGACGACCUACACCGCCGGCGCGAAGUUCCUCUCUCCGGUCAAUUUCCAUCCCUGACUUGCAGCGAACUCGAGCACCGCACGCACCGACUCCCAACCUCAACCUCAACUCACUCACCAACGCCAUCGUAGCAAGCAACCUAGCCUCAGCCCGCCUGACACCGUCACAACCUCCUCCAGUCCCCGCACCCCGCCGAACCGGCCGCAGCCCCGGCUCGCACAGCCCCAUCAAAUCCCAGCGCACCGCCGACAGCCUCCGCUCCCAGCUCACAGGCGGCGGCGGACGUCACACGCAGCAGCCCCUUCCCAAAAAGACAGGCAUGCUCCUGCCGACGCUGCGCGGCCCGCAGCAGUCGCUCUCCGACGACGAAGACACCCGCCGGCGGCGCGCGCAGCAGCGGCACCACCACCACCACCGGCGUGUCGUCGGCGGCCGCAAGCACGCGCACCACGAGGGCGCCCGCCGCCGCUGGCGCGACGAGAUCACGCCGCGCGAGCGGAGGCGGUACGAAGCGGUGUGGGCGAGCAAUAGGGGUCUGUUUCUGAGGAAGGGUUGGGCGGUGCCAUAUCAGCAUCUCCCUCCUCCUUCUUCUGAACGUCAUCAUAAUCAGGGCAUCGCCUCGAGUGGUGGUGGUGGUGCUGGUGGGGAAGGAAGAAGGGAAAGCGAGAGGAUGCAGAUGCAGAUGCAGAUGCAGAGGGUGGUUGAUGCCAGCCGCGCCGUAGACGGGACGCCUGAGGCGGAUCUCGUUGUGAAUGUUGUCGUGCGUGACAUUUGGAGCCGCAGUAGGCUGCCUGCCGAUGAGCUCGCUGAGAUGUGGGAGCUGGUGGAUCGCCAGCGGAGGGGUGCCCUAGGCAAAGAGGAGUUCGUCGUGGGCAUGUGGUUGAUCGAUCAGCGGCUGAGGGGCAGGAAGAUCCCGACCAGGGUCAGCCAGAGCGUGUGGGACAGUGCGGGCGGCGGGCAUGUCGCCAUGAUGCAGUUUCAUUUGAGCAAACUCGACAGCCUGAGCCUCUGGCAGGUUUUGCUCGUAUCGAGUUUGGGGGCGUUGUCCUUCGCGCUGAUCAUCUUGUAUUGGGCGCUAUUCCCACCACUCUACGACCGGCGGGAAGCGCGGGAACCGCCGGCGAUAUGGGUUUCUGGUUGGGAGUUCAAGUUCGCACGCAUGCCCAUCUGCACGCUCCCAAAAUUGGCCGGCAAGCGCUACGUGCUCAACUCGCCCGCGCUGAUCUCGGCUGCGAUGCGUUGCCCGACCUUGUCGGCUGACGCGGGUGUCGCGCUUGUCUCCAAGAACGGCCUGGGAGCUAGUGACGCCGAGAUGGAGCGGCUCAGGGACCCAAAGUAUAUCGAGGCCCUAAGGAAAGUGGUGUGCACGGCCAUGUCCGGAGAGCCGUGGAGGCGUGUAGCCGGCGCCGCCUUACGGGAGAUCGCGGAGGACACAAAUCAACUCGGGCUUGGCGGCGGCAUCUGUGAGGUUCCUCAUGCAGGAGACUGGCUGCAGGAUGUCCUCUCUCGAGCGACCAUGACGGCGCUAUAUGGUAGGAGAAAUUUCACCAGGGCCGAGAGGAUACACGACGUGUGGCUGUUUCACAACCACAUCAGUGUCUUGGUAAUGAACCUUGCACCGCGACUGCUGGCGCCACAAUCGGUUGCUGCUCUGAGUCGUAUCCAGGCCGCUCUGAAGGAGUAUUAUGAGGCUCGCUAUGACGAGGGCCCUGAUGUGUCGGCGUUCGUCAAGAAUCGUGCGGCACUCAAACGCCAGAUAGGGGCGACGUCCAGCGACCUGGCAUGGGGCGAGGCCGAAAUACCGUGGGCACCCCUGGAAACGCGGUCCAUUCACUUAUGGUGGAUGUUUCUCCAUGUUUUCGCUCGCCUUGACUACACCGAGCGAGUUCGCCAGGAGGCGGUUGAGGCGGUAAGAAUCGACGGAGACAGCGCCAUCGUCGACGUGGUGAAGCUCAGCAAACAGCCCUUCAUUAACGCCUGCGUCCAUGUGGUUCAACAUCUGUACAACAACACAUAUCUGCUAAAGAAGGGAGCAGACGUCCAAUGGCUCAAUGGAGUGCGCCACUUGGACGAAGACGUUUGGGGCCCCGACCCGGAUGCCUUUGACCCGGAGAAAUUCAUGGACCUAGGCCCGAACGAUGAGAAGAAGCAGCGCGGGUCCAUCAUGCGGAGGCAGGCAUAUCUGCCCUGGCCGAAAGUUCGCCGGGACCAACAUCAAAUGUAUAGUCAGCAGCAUGGCUCUAAAGUUCGACGUUGAGGGAGUCAAAGUGCCGCCGUCGUGGUCGGGCUACAACCUCUGCACCAUAUCGCUUUCCGCGUGGGAUUCGGGCAAGCAACCGACAGCGAGGUUCAGGCGGAGGGUUGGGAGAAGAUGCGAUUGAGUUACACGGUCUGACGCCGUC
Molecule: messenger RNA, 4255 nt
Organism: Parathielavia appendiculata
Lineage: Eukaryota; Fungi; Ascomycota; Sordariomycetes; Sordariales; Chaetomiaceae
Exons: 6
Coding region: 301-4110 (1269 amino acids)
Molecular function (GO): protein binding; monooxygenase activity; iron ion binding
Source: RefSeq, a predicted model, not a curated record